AUGGCUCCAUCUCUUUCCAUCCUCUGCUUCGGCAAUUCCCUGACCGCCGGCUUCUACCAGUAUGGCCUGCAAUACCACCCCUACUCCGAGAAGCUCAAGGAGCGUUUGAAAGAAGCCUUUCCCUCUCACACUAUCCGCAUUGACGUUGACGGCGUACCGGGUGACCUUGUUAUCACUCCCCCAGGACGCUUCCUGACUAGAAUGCAGGAUGAUUGCUCGAAGACUUCGUACGACUGGGUGAUUGUACUUGGUGCAACAAAUGAUCUUGGUCGCGGGUAUCCAUGCUGGAAAAUAUUCCCGGCGCUGAAAGAAGCCUGGCAGGUGGCACUCGACAGCGGAGCACAGAUCCUAGCGCUUACCGUCCCGGAAUGCGCAGCCGUAAACAAACGGCUUGAUACUGCUCGAGCUGAACUGAAUUCCCUGAUAUUAAACCAUUCUGACGAGCGAUUCCACGCAUUUGACCUGCACAAGCAUGUUCCGUAUCACAGCUCUACGGAGAAUUUCAGGGAGCUGAUAUUCGACGACGGUCUCCAUUUGACGGCUGAAGGGUAUGAUCUGGUUGGCAAUGUAGUUGCAGACCAUUUGAUACCGCUUCUCAGCUCGCGUGACGCUGGGGAGCAGUGACCGAAGUUAUGCUGCGACGGUGAUAUCUUGAUAGCAAAUCGAUGAACUUCGUUCCCACCGGCUUCUUUCUAAAGCUUGGACAUUCAACUAUUCCAUAGUAACCUAGCACGCAUCCUGCCUGUUCUGAGCCUUGCACGUAGCAUUUAGGUGUUUAC
Molecule: messenger RNA, 779 nt
Organism: Aspergillus versicolor CBS 583.65
Lineage: Eukaryota; Fungi; Ascomycota; Eurotiomycetes; Eurotiales; Aspergillaceae
Product: SGNH/GDSL hydrolase family protein
Exons: 4
Coding region: 1-624 (207 amino acids)
Molecular function (GO): phosphatidylcholine lysophospholipase A1 activity
Source: RefSeq, a predicted model, not a curated record